AUGGAGAAGGAAAUGCUGGCGAUCGUCUUCGGGUAUGAACGGUUUCAUGAUUAUUUGUAUAGGCAACGGAAGACUACGGUUGAAAGCGACCAUAAACCGUUGGAAGCAAUCCUGAAGAAGCCCAUACAUCAACCACCCCUUCGCCUUCAAAGGAUGAUUCUCAGGAUUAAGCCUUACGCAGUUAAGGUUAAGUAUAUACCUGGCAGCAAACUGCCCCUAGCUGAUACGCUCUCCAGAGCAUAUUUACCCCACAACGGUACAGAUCAACCUGAUGAGUUUGAAAUUCAUGUCAUGGACUCUGGACAUUUGUCGGAGACGAUGUCUCACAAGUUGAGGGACGGAACUGAGAGUGACCCUGAACUUCAACAGUUGCAGAAAGUUGUCAUGAGUGGUUGGCCACAGACUAAAGUAGAGACACCAGUUGAGACAAGACCUUACUGGAACUACCGAGAUGAAAUAAGCGGCUACGAGGGGUUAACGUUCAAGGGUGAUCGCAUAAUUGUUCCCCAUAGCCUGCGACCCGAAAUACUUCAACGCAUACACGCUGCUGACUUGGGGAUAGAGAGGUGCAGAGCGCGAGCCAGAAGUGCAGUGUUUUGGCCAGGUAUCAAUAGUGCGAUCGACGAGUUGGUAUCCAAGUGUAGUACCUGUCAGCAACACCAGCGAAGCAACCAGAGAGAGCCUUUGAUUCCUCAAGAGGUCCCUGAGAGAGCCUGGGCGACAGUUGCAGCAGACAUUUUCUAG
This is a messenger RNA of Stylophora pistillata, 744 nucleotides long. RefSeq lists its product as uncharacterized. NCBI's taxonomy places the organism in Eukaryota, Metazoa, Cnidaria, Anthozoa, Scleractinia, Pocilloporidae. The record is from RefSeq and is a predicted model, not a curated record.